AUGGCUCCAGCGCCUAAUUGCGAGAAUAAACACCAUGAGAGUCAACAGGCCUUUCUCGAAAUAGCAAUUUUCAACGCCUCCUCAGCGCAAAUAGCAUACACAUCCUGCGCCGACCGUCUGGAGCUCUGCGCCGAAGGAUCCAGUGUCAAUGGCGGAACCACACCUUCCCUCUCAACUUUAGAGUCGGUGAUUACUUCACUUCAAAAAAUAGCACAGCGAACUACAAUUUCUGGAGAAGAUCAUAUCACCAAUCCAGUGAAAAUAAAGAAGAGAUCAAUACCUAUAUUCGCCAUGAUCCGGCCUCGAGGCGGAGACUUUGUCUAUUCGGACGAGGAAUUUAAGGUUAUGAAAGAGCAGUUACUGUCAUUGAAGUCUGCUACUUAUCACCAAACCACCGGGAAGAAAAAUGACUCCCAGGAACAGAACUUAUUUGGGAAAGUCGAUGGUUUCGUAUUCGGUAUCUUGACCAACCACAAACUAGUCGAUCGAGAACGAAAUGAGGAAUUGGUGAAACUUGCGGCGCCGUUGCCGUGUACGUUUCAUCGCGCUUUUGAUGAGGUUAUUACAUCUUUUGAGAGGAGCGAUAUUUCGGCGAUUCGGCAGGAUGAGCUUCUCCCUAGAGGAAUUAUCGAUGAGUGUGAAGCUGUGAUCAAUGCCGGAUUUGCGUCUAUCCUUACUUCAGGCGGAAGUGGAAGGAGUGCAGUAGACGGCGCAAGACAUAUAGCAGCAUUGACAGAAGUAGCAAAAGAUAGAAUCGAGAUUAUUGCGGGCGGUGGUGUAAGGUCGACGAACGUCGGGGAAUUGAGGAGACAGAGCACUCACACACGUUUCUUUCAUUCCAGUGCUAUUUUAGCCAAGAGUGAUGGGCAAGUGAUGGAUGUUGCUGAUGCAGAUGAAAUUGUGAAACUAAAAAAGGAGUUGAUGGCUCCUUUGGGCUAG
Molecule: messenger RNA, 939 nt
Organism: Talaromyces amestolkiae
Lineage: Eukaryota; Fungi; Ascomycota; Eurotiomycetes; Eurotiales; Trichocomaceae
Exons: 1
Coding region: 1-939 (312 amino acids)
Molecular function (GO): copper ion binding
Source: RefSeq, a predicted model, not a curated record